UUCAAAUAAUAUUGUAUAUGCAAAUGCGAUAGAUAGAAUAGGAUAACAUGACCGAAAAAAAAAAUAGAAACUCAAACCUAUUUUUAUUUCGGUUUUUCAUGGCUUGAAAGACUAAUUGUCUCGGUUGAAGGCUUGAAUAAAAUUCAGGGAAGUCUUUGCACGGCUUACAGGUCAGAUGAAAGGCCGUUUGUCAUGGACUUACUGUAACCGACUUACAUUUAUAAUCGGGAAUCAUUUAUCAGAAAUGCAGCAAAUGUGAGUUUAAAGUAUUACACCACGGACAGUCUAUAUCAUCUCUCAAACAUCUGCAACCGUCUGUUUUAUAAUGUCGUAUUUCAGUGCGUGCGGCAGAUCACAAAGUGUUUGAUGUAUACUUUCCGAGCAACAACUAAAGAAAGAGGGCGCAAUUUUGGCGGAUGAAACUGGUUACUGAACUGAAUAAAGCCAAAUGGACUAUUACAAUUAACUGAAGAUAUUAAGCCAGAAAUGGCAUUGUGACGUGAAAGAGAGCUAAUUCCGCUUUUAUGUCAUAAAUGCGAGUCACGUGCGAAAAAAGAACUCUUUUAAAUCGACAGAACUUAAUUAUCUCUAGUACAGUGCGUCAAAAGUUCAGUUUGAAUAAAGCAAUACGUAGGCGUCAGGGUUUUCGAAAUAAUUUCCACCUCAAACAUGCUCAUCGCUUUCACCCACACAGGUUUAAUUCAUUAGACUUCCUUUUGCUUUUAAAGCGCAUCUUUGUAAAGCUUAUUCUAAAAAUCGAGAAAUUUUUUUCUCGUGAAAUUUUACUCGAAAGCGAAUGGUUUACGAAAACGAAAGUUCCCUCUUAGUUUUAUUUUUUUCCCAAAUAUUAGCCAAAUUUGAAAUACUAUUUUUUUUAUUUUUUGUGUUGAUCACCAGCUGAAGAAAAGAAAGCUUCCAACGCUAAUAAAUCCUGAAAAUACCUUAAUUACAGGGCGAGGAAGGCACAGGAUAUCAAUGGAAGGAAAAGCCUUGUAUUUUGCGCAGUGAAUAUUUUGUGCAGUGGAUGUUAAUUGCAUGUGGAUGAAUGAACAAUGGGGCUUAGCUGUCGACAGGCAUCCAAUUGAAUGAGUGAAGAGAUGGCCGAUUAUUUACGUUAACACAUUAUAGAUGUAAAUUUCUGUCAAACACGAAACAUUUUGCACAGAGCAACUCAGUUAACAAUGUGGCAGUGAGGAAACACAUGGACAAGAAAUGACUAGCUUGAACCACUCGGCUAUGGAGUCGCCCGAACAGUCCACCAAACAAGAUACCUACCUUAGAGUUAUCACAUGCACACUUAUCGCAAUAUUGAUCGUUUUGACCCUGCUCGGAAACGUUCUUGUCAUGGCAGCGUUCUGUCUUUGCAAGGAAUUGAGGACAAUUACCAACUACUUUCUCGUUUCGCUGAGUUUAGCGGAUUUGCUCACGGCUUUGCUCGCCAUGCCGAUUUUCAUGGCCUCAAAAAUCACGUCAGAUGGCAGCUUAUUUCCUGGAGGAGCAGUCUUCUACGACGUUUGGCGGUCAAUAGACAUUAUUUGCGGUACAGCGUCUAUUUGGAACCUGUGCCUAGUCAGUUUAGACAGACUUCUUGCGGUUGCCGCGCCGCUUAGGCACUUGGUUGUCCUCACACCAGCUUGUGCUAAGGCAGUUAUCGUGCUGGUCUGGGCAAGUUCUCUGGGCCUCUCAGGAAUUCUUCACAUGAACUGGAGUUACAAGGGUAUCCUUAUCACAUUUAUCAGUUUCUUUCUACCACUGUUUAUAAUCAUUUCCUCAUACGUCAAGAUUUAUCAAGUUACCACAAGAUCGUGCAUUUUACGCCGAAUCGGAGGUACGCAACUCAAAAGAGACAUUCGUUCCGCAAAACAAAUGGUGGUUGUUAUUAGUGUGUUUAUUUUAUGCUGGGUAGGUUUUUUUGUGUUGACUUUGAUACUUUCCAUUAAAAGAUCUAUGUCUUCAACGAUAAAUCCCGCGGUAUUAGACUUUCUGAAGUCUUUGACGUAUCUAAAUUCGUGUAUAAAUCCACUUUUAUUCACUAUGGUUAGCAGAACGUUUAAGAAAGCCAUAACCGAUAUUCUUCACUGCCAUAAACCGAAUUUGACGCGGGCCAGACGGCCGAAAUAUCUUGGAACUAGACGAAAUAAUAACAUGGGAUCUUUUCUCGUUUCGUCGCUGUUAAGAAGAUCAUCUAGCAUUCAAGAAAUACCAGGUCAUAAACGAGAACAUCACUGCUCGCAAAUAGUUACUUACACAGAGAGAGAAACUUGUUUGUAAAUUAAAUAUUUGUGAUGACGGAAACCAAAAAAAAAUGUCUGUAUGAGCUAAUAAAGUGGUGCAUUUCGGUGAUGUUUUUGUUUGAAAGGACACCGCUGGGGUAUUGUACAAAUCAUCCUGGACUAGGUUAUUUGUGAAGUUUUGCUUUACGAGGGGACUCAGAGCUUUUAAGAACUAUAAACAAUUAUGCAUGACACCUAUAGUGGUUGUAGAAUCACAAGAUGUAUUUUUUACUGUGUAUAUAUUUAUUGCUUUUGACACGAAAUGUUAAACGCGGGAGCGAAACUCGAUUCAGCACGGAAGUCAUUUUUAAGGUUAGAAAAGAGGAAAAUUUUAACCCUUGAGAAAAGACAAUCAAAAAUGCGGCCGGCAACAGUCAUCACUUUACCGUUUACAGGAUAUUCCACUUUUUAGACGGAAGAAUGCCAUUAAAAUAGUUGGAACAUGGCAAAGUGUUUGAAGAUUAGAACCGAAUAAAAAGUGAUUGUUUACUUGAAGAGUAACUAGCUUAUGACAUCAUUACAAUGGCAGGCCGCAAUAUCGUUAAUCGAGCAAAUAUGUCAAUCUAAUGAUCUGCAUCUUAGAAACCAAAGUGCUAUAGUUGGCUGCUUUAUUCCUUUGUCCUUGGCUAAGAUCUUUUGUUUGGUCUCUUCUCUUAAUAUCGCCAAUUUAAUUUUGUUUUUCCGAGUAAUUUAAAUACCAAAUAUGGCGCACCUGCUAGGAGUUGCUUUUAAGCCAACACUUCCUCUUUUUUCGCGAUGGCAUCAGCCGGUCGAUCGAGCGGCGAGGAUUUGAAGCAAUCUAGGAGAUUUUCACCUAGAUUAAGUCACACUUCUUACCGACUUUUAACAAUUACACGCAAAUGAAAUUUGCUCGAGAAACAAGUAGAUUGCACUGUAAUUACUUUGAUCGCAUAAAAACUGUAGACAGAAUUUUCACAUUGGGGUCUUU
Messenger RNA from Orbicella faveolata, 3222 nucleotides. RefSeq names its product dopamine receptor D1-like. The record is from RefSeq and is a predicted model, not a curated record. Gene Ontology annotation, biological process: G protein-coupled receptor signaling pathway. Gene Ontology annotation, molecular function: G protein-coupled receptor activity. Gene Ontology annotation, cellular component: plasma membrane. Lineage: Eukaryota; Metazoa; Cnidaria; Anthozoa; Scleractinia; Merulinidae.